This is a messenger RNA of Drosophila subpulchrella, 6332 nucleotides long. RefSeq lists its product as uncharacterized. The transcript is spliced from 4 exons. NCBI's taxonomy places the organism in Eukaryota, Metazoa, Arthropoda, Insecta, Diptera, Drosophilidae. The coding region runs from base 36 to 6125 and encodes 2029 amino acids. Gene Ontology annotation, molecular function: protein binding. The record is from RefSeq and is a predicted model, not a curated record.
ACAAAAAAAAAAACCCCUCCGAAAUCCGUCCCGCAAUGGAUGCAUCGCCCCUGUCGCCGGAACAGGCUCCCAUCUUGGCCACCGGAAGGUCAUUGGACCAGCAGGUGGACGCCAGUUCGCCCAACCACUCGAACUACUCGAAUCUCACCAACAGCAGCAGCAGCGGGAGCAGUGCCAGCAGUCCCUCGGCCUGCUCCUCCUCGUCUUCCUCAUCCUCGGCGCCCCAGUACAGUGCAGAUAUCCGUGCGGCUGCACUGCAUCCACAGCAGCAUCCCCAGCAGCAGAGAGGAUCUGCCUCGGGAUCCCGCUCAGGAUCGGGUUCGGCUAAAACCUGUGAGCUUGACGUGGGCGAGGAACGAGAUACCUUCUCGCCGAUCUCCAGUCCGGAUUGCAACGGUGCGGCCGCCGUGGAUGUCCUGCCCUCCUCCAGUGGCUCUGUGGACAACAAGAUCUACGAGGGAGGCAGCAAGGUGAAGCCACCUUCUAAGGAGGAGAAGCAGCGACAGAACGAGGAGAUUGUCUGCAUGGAGACCUCGACGGUGUCCACGGAAACUGGCUCCUGGGAGUCCAUGUAUCCCGCAGCGAACGUUGCUCCGUCAGAGGAACCCGAGGAAACAGAGGAAACCCCUUCGGUUUUCAAGGGCAUCAGUGCCAGCUCCUUGCUGCGGGAUCUGGAGAAGCGGGAUCAGCCGUUGUCCACCUCGGGAACGAGUGCCUGCUUCAUAGACGCCUCUUCGCUGAGGGAUGAGGAUGAGGUGCUGUCCUUUCCCAGCCUAGAUGGUCACGCUCAGGAGGAGGAAGUUGGUCAGGAGGUAAACGGCGGAGAAGAAGAGGAGGAGGCCGAACCCUCGCCCACACAGCAGCUGGAGCAGUUUCACAAGUCCUUUGCCCGGUGCAAAGGUGUGAGAUCAAUGCAACAGCAGCAGGAGCAGCAAGAUCUCCCGGAUGAGCCCGAGGUGGAGGUGGAUCGACCUGCUGCCAUGUCGGUGCCCUACAGCUUCCAGCACAAUGCCCAGCACUUUAGUGUGCAUCCCCUGGGCAGCAGUCCCAAGUUCAGCCACCACCAACAGCAGCAGCAUCAUCAUCCCGAUCUCAGCUACACCACGGACUACUCCUCCAGCAGUCCGGCUCCGAGUUUGGUGUGGUCAGAGCAGGGCAGGACUCACCAACAGGGUGGGGGAGCCUCCUCCUCCACGCCCCACAACUCGAUGGUGCACAUUGAACCCGCGUCGGCGGGCAGCAACAACUCCUCCAUUCACAGGGAUUACACGCUAUCCUCCUCACUCUCGCAUCACCGGGACUCGGGUGCCUACUGCAGUGAUGCCACGGAUUCGCCGCUUCCACUGCCGCGCACUCCAAAGAGAAGCUCCAAGUUCGAUGAGGCCAAUCCUAUUGUUUCGGGCGGAGCAUCUAUCGAGGAUUUCCGGGAGAAACAGUGCGAGAGUCCCAGCAUCAAGAGACGCACAGACACCUGCCCGAUUGUCUCGGGGGGUUUCGUGUCCCUGGACUUUGCGCCCACUCGCCCGCUGGCGGAUGAGGAUGACGAGGAGGACCUCAACGAAGAUGCAGAGAUAGCCGGCGUGGAGAUGCGAGUCAAGUCAGGACUGCUGCAGAGGAAGCCCGUGGCGGGCAUCGCCUCCUGGGUGGUGGACAUGAGUGACUGCCGGCCGGAGAGGAGGAGGAGCACCAGCAGUACCACUUCCAGCUUCCGCGAGCGCUCUGAUUCGAACAGUUCGCACAAGAGCGGGUGUGGUUUCUAUGUUUCAUUGGAUGACAUGGACAGGAAGCCGCCCCAGGAGCAGACAAAGCCCACUGCUGCUCCAGUGGCUCCUCCAUCGCAGCUAAGCAAAUCAUACACGGCACCCAAGUCAGCUGGAUUCUUUGUAGAUCUUUCCCAGAGCGGUAAGGAUGAAGAGCCGGCGCCCAAGGAUCAGGAGUUGGCUGAGGCCAAGGAGGAAGCCAAGCCGGAACCCAAAAAUAUAUUCUCUAUGUUCAUUGAUUUUGGGGAGCAAAAGACCCCACGUUCAAAUGGCCGAAAGGAACCUUUGAGUCUGGCCCAGAGGCUGUCCAGCUCUCUGAGUUCCUCGGCUUCAAGAAGAGGAGUAGGCGACACCGAGGUGAUGAAAUCCAGCGCCAGUUCCACGGAGACCCUGAUGGCCAAAAGCGUGAACCAAAAGGAUAUGUCAGCGGGAUCUGGGGAGAGUAAGUCCCUGGAUUACAGAUGCAAUUUAGAGCCUCCUUUAACGGUGGCUGCACUACGUCGUCUUUCGCAGCAGCAUCGCCAGCAGAGCGAUCCCGCCAAGCGUCACAGCUGGGGCAGCAAUGGCCAGCCGGAGCAGGCAUCCGGAUCGGGAGUGGGAACGGUGGGCAACGAUUGCAAGCGUUCCAUCAGCCUGACUGCCAAUGGGGCCACGGAUUCGGCGGGAGCGGGUCUAAUGAGCAUCAUUGACAAGCUGCCCAUAAUAUCCAAGGCCUCCUCGCUCUCCAUCGAUAGUUCUGUCUCGCCCUACGACGACUUCAGUGGCUCCAAUCCUGGCCUGAGCAGCUGUUCGGAGGAGGAGCAGCAGGGUCUGGCCCAGGGAAGGAUCAAGAAGAGGCGAAGGGAUGCUCAGUUGAAUGAGACCUAUGACAAAUCCAGCUUGGCCUCGGUCACGGAGGGCAUCCUCUCCAAGGACUUGUCGCCCGCUUCCAAUACCGAUACGGAUGAUCUCACCUUCCAGCAGGACGAACAGCUGGCCAAGGAGCAGGCGGAACUGAUUGCUGCAGUGCCCCUGCAGCUGAGCACCAGUUCCAACCGAACUAGCAGCGUAAUGGAGACCAUCAUCGAGGCCAAGGAGACGGCCUCACCGAAGAAACAGGUUACCUUGAACAAUGGACACACCAUGGAAUCCCUACACGCCACCAUUGAAAAGCAAAAGCAACUGCUGGAGACGGUCAACGAGCACGGGGAACAGACGACGCAGCAGCCCUCCCAAAUCCCCUCGAGCUUCGUUAAGCUCUCCGACAUGGAUAAGCCUGUGAAGCACGAUCUGCAGUCACCGGAUUCGAUGAGCAAGAGCGUGGGCAACAACCACAGGAGCUCCCAGCUGGGUCAGCGACUGUACAGGGACGAGAACCGGGCGCGUCCGCACUCCUGGGCCAUGACCCGAUCCACGGGAAAUACUCUGCAGAACUUCACCAACUCGGUGGACAACAUAAGAAGUCUGUCCCGGCUGUUUCCCAACUUCUCCAAGGAGUUCUCCAACUCGCUGCCCAAUGGGAUGACCCUGGAGCAGGUUCAGAGCCAGCAGGUGGACUAUAUCCAAACGGAUCUCAGUGCGGACUCUAGUCUGGCCUCCAGCUUCAGCAGAUCGGGCAUGGAUGAAUCCUCGCUGAGCUGCAGGCAGCCCAGACGAUUGGGUGAGGAUUUGCUCAAGAUGUUCCUGCAGGAGAUUGCCACCGACAUGCUGGUGGAGGUGCACGGUCGUCGCAUCCGCGCCCACAAGUGCAUCCUGCGCUCGCGCUGUCAGUACUUUGCUGCCAUGCUGGCGGGUCAUGGGUCACAGAGUGUGGUCUCCCUGCAGGGCUACUCCUACGCAGCCGUGCAUUUUGCUCUCUGUCACAUCUAUUCGGGUGCCUCGCAUCCACCGGAUGGCAUUAGUCUGAUGGAACUGGCCGCUCUGGCGGAUCUGCUGGGACUGGAGGGUCUGAAGGAGGUCACCUCGCAUGCUCUGAAGACGAACUACUGCCACAACUUCCAUAAGCCGUGCUCUGGAUGCACCGAUGGCAUCCUGCAGGUGCUGCCCGUGGCCCUGAACCAUGCGCUGGAUGAUCUGUACAGGAAGUGCCUGCGCUGGACGUGCCGCCACUACCUGAAGGUGUGGCCCACCAGGCAGUUUGCUCAGUUGCCCCCGGAUAUACUGGGCCGAUGUCGCCAGCAGAUUGUGGCUUAUUUGACCUCGGAGACGGUGCUGGACACGGUGCUCGACUGCGACCACCUGUUGGCGCAACUGUCUGCCUAUCGCUGGGGCCACGUCUGCGAGCAGCUGGUGCGCGAGAUCCUGGAGGCAGCCUACGCCUAUGUGGGAGAUCACUUUGCCAGUUUGAUUGCCAGCGAUUCCUUCCUUUCGCUGGGCCACGACCGCAGCAGGCACAUCCCGCGCCUGGAGACGCUGCUCUUGCACACGGCUGCUGAACUGACGCCGGAGCAGGCCUGUCGCAGCUACCAGCGGGUAACCCGAUUGAACACCGUGCUGCAGGCAAAGGUCAUCCAUAUGCCGGCCAGCCUGGGCCAAUCGGAGCUAGCUAGGGAGCUGCAGGGUCUGCAGGAGGAGCAAUUGGACUGGCAGCCGGAGUACAUUCGACUGGUGGGAGCCCUCGUCUAUGCCGUCGAGCAGUGCCUCAUACGGCAGUGCUCACGGGCCAUGCGCGUCACCGCCUGGCAACGCAUGGAUCUGGAGCUGCGCAAGAAGAUUCAAACGCUGGCCCGUCUCACCGAACCGCUGGAUAUGAAGCGCCAGAAUGGCAAGCCGGUGAGCAAGGCCUUCUCCUUUGGCGGCAGCACACGCAGCCAGGAUCUCGUGCAGAUCAAGUUGGCCAUCCAGGCGCAGACAAAGCGAGCCCAUGCCCAGGAGACCCUGUUGUACAAGGCCACCCAGACGCAGGACGCCACUGGUGGAGUGGGUCAUGUGCAGACAGCCGAGAGGGGAGUCCAGGCCAAUCAUGAGUCCCGGGAGGGAGGCAGCAAACUGCUCAAGAGCAACUCCCGUGCAUACGUUCCACAUCGUGCCAGCUCCCAGGUGGCUUCGGAGCGCAACAGCUUGAAUCUCCAUCGACGCACACAGUCGGAAGCUCCGCCGGUGACACACAAGAAACCGGCUGCAGCAGCACAGGCUGCUUUCUCAGUGGAACCCAAGACUGCCCAAGGAAAGCCUGCCGCGGUGACGGCCAAACUGGGCGAAGUGCGUCCUCGCUACCUGGAACCACGCAAGCCACGGGCUGCGGCUCCAUCCGCCACAAACGGCCAUGGUGGUGGACCCGUGCGCAGUGCCACUAGCUCGAGCAUCCCCGCCAAUGUAGGCAGGAAGGCGCCGGCCAAAAACCUGCACAUCUCUUCCAGCGACAGCUCACGGAACUCGAGUCCGGCGGCGCGCAGAGUGCAGAAUGGCACGCGGCUGGGCAACAAGUCGAGCAAUCUGUCCAUGGACAGCCUGGCAUCGCCGGCUCGUAGGGCUAAGAGCAGCUCUCGCGGACCACAGGACCGAUACUCCUCCGACCAGAACUCGCUGGCGGAGAGCAUGAAGAGCUCUGUGAUCACAAACAAAACGAUCUCACACGAGUCGCUCUCGGGCAGCUCGAAACUGGCCAGAAUCCAGCAGCUUAACGGCCAUGGCAAAGGAACUUCACCCGGAAAGGUCAAGGCAACGCAGCGGGGCUCCACUGUGGGCAACAAGUCGACGCGCCAACUGAAGCAACAGCACAAUGCGAUGGCCUCCAACGGAUCCAGUCCCAGUUCGGUGCACACAACCAAGUCGGCAGCCAGUCGCCUGUCUUCCGUGAGCAGCACACUUUCCACGCGGGAGCUGUUUAAGCAGCGCUCCAUUUCAGUGCCAGCAGGUGGGACAGAUGGAGCGCCAAAUAAGGGACGCCACAGCUUCCUUUCGGCCAAAUCCCGAGAGAUUCUGGCCAAGCGGGCGGAGAAGAACAAGCUGCAGCAGCAGCAACAACAGCAGCAGAAGCAAACCGAAGCUCCGGUCGAGGAGCGUGGAUCGGUCCAACUGCGUUCCUCCGCCGGCCCCCUGCGCUCCUCCUCACAUUCCGCGGUGUCCAGCAUGCUGCAGCAGCACAAUCUGCGCAACAGCCUGCCCUCCAGCAUUCCCACCCGACGCCCCAACACGCUGCAUCUGAAGAAAACCACUGCGUUGACCAAUGGAGUGGGUGGCCCCACUAAAACGGCCACCAAUGGCCUGUCGAAUGGAAGCUACAAGUCGGCCCAGGCGGUCAAACAGAAGCUGGACCUGCUCAUCGAUGCCCAGCUGGAGAGUGGGCUGCCCAGGGAGCGUGUGGAGUCCAAACUAGAGCGAUCCAGCACCUUUUGCAAGGACAGCGCCGAUCUGGACAUAAGCGAAUUGCAGAUUGUGGAGUAAACAAGUGAAGAAGCAGGAGCAGCAGCAUCAACAUGCGGUCGUAUCAAAUACGGCCCUCGAGCGUAUGCCAACCCGAAUCCAGAACCGUACACGUCCCAUAAGGCAACACUAGUCAAUAAUCUAGCAUGCAGCUGCCGUUGCAGUUGGCGCAUGAAACCAUUAUACAAUAACGAUAAUAACGAGAUGAUGUUACUACCAGCAGACAAC